CCCCCGCGCUCCGGCUCCCGCAUCCCUCCAUCUAAGCCUGUGCCGCAGCCGCAUCGCCACCGCAGCCCCGGCAGAGCUGAGCCCGGCCCAGGACCCUGCCCCUGCCCUGCCCUCGGCCCGCCGCUCCCGUUCCGUCUCCGCCCGCGGGCCCCUACCCCUGGUUCCGGCGUCUCCUCCGGCGCCCCCAGACCCCGGCCUCCAGCGCCAAAGCAGAAGGCGGGGAGCAACAGCAGAGGCAGGAGGACGAGGAGAAGGAGGAGGAGGAGGAGCCGUCGCAGGAUGAAGGAUCGGACUCAGGAGCUGCGGAGUGCAAAAGACAGUGAUGAUGAGGAAGAGGUGGUUCAUGUGGAUAGGGACCACUUUAUGGAUGAGUUCUUUGAACAGGUGGAAGAGAUCCGGGGCUGCAUCGAGAAGCUGUCAGAGGAUGUAGAGCAAGUGAAAAAACAGCAUAGUGCCAUCCUGGCCGCCCCCAACCCAGAUGAGAAGACCAAACAGGAGCUGGAGGACCUCACUGCAGACAUCAAGAAGACAGCCAACAAGGUUCGGUCCAAAUUGAAAGCCAUUGAGCAAAGCAUUGAACAGGAGGAGGGGCUGAACCGUUCCUCUGCGGACCUGCGCAUCCGCAAGACCCAGCACUCCACCCUCUCCCGGAAAUUUGUGGAAGUAAUGACCGAAUAUAACGCGACUCAGUCCAAGUACCGAGACCGCUGCAAGGACCGGAUCCAGCGGCAGCUGGAGAUCACUGGAAGGACCACGACCAAUGAAGAACUAGAAGACAUGCUGGAGAGCGGGAAGUUGGCUAUCUUCACUGAUGAUAUCAAAAUGGACUCACAGAUGACGAAGCAGGCACUGAAUGAAAUUGAGACGAGGCACAACGAGAUUAUCAAACUGGAAACCAGCAUCCGAGAGUUGCAUGACAUGUUUGUGGACAUGGCCAUGCUCGUGGAAAGCCAGGGUGAGAUGAUUGACCGCAUUGAGUACAACGUGGAACAUUCUGUGGACUAUGUGGAGCGAGCUGUGUCCGACACCAAGAAAGCUGUGAAAUACCAGAGCAAGGCCCGGAGGAAGAAAAUCAUGAUCAUCAUUUGCUGUGUGGUGCUGGGGGUGGUCUUGGCGUCAUCCAUUGGGGGGACGCUGGGCUUGUAGGCCCCCCCACCCCUAUCUUUCCCAGACCCUUUCCCCACCACAUUGGGAGCAAUACCCCCAUCACACCUUCCACUCCAUCCCCUGCUCCAGGCUCAGCCUCAAGACAGAUCCAGGCAGCCCCCUUUUAGCCCCCUCAUCAACCCCGGAGUCCCUGGACCUCGCUGUGCCAUGGACCACCCCCCUGCACAUAGAUAGCAGCAGGCGUGAUUACACAUGCACACCAACAUGCAUGCCGCCAGCACGUGACCGAGACGUGUGGACACCCCAGCAUGUAUGUGUGUACAUGUGUAGAUGUGUGUAAAAGCACCGAGUCACCCUUCUUGCCUUCCACCUCAAGUCUGUUUGUGGUCUGAGCUUCUCUCCUUCACAUGGGUGUGGUGCAGCCCACCCAGCCCCACUCUGUCCUCUGUGAAUAGGUGUGCAUAUGUGUAUGUGGCCACAGAUAUGAAGACACACGAUUUGUGUACAUGGAAUUUUGUGUUUGUUCAAAUCCCAUUCAACAGCAUUUCUUCCACUAGCACCCUCUCCCCCCUGUCACUGCAGAUGGGGUGGGUUGUGUGUGAACAGAUGCCCACACUCACAUUCCCAGAGGAUCCAGGUGGGCCCAAAUACACAUAGGCUGUGGCAGACAUUCAGGCACAAUGUAGAGCAAACCCUACUAGGUUAAAUUACCCCAGGGGCUAGCACGUGUCCCUGGAAGUGUGUGUGUGUGUGUGCACACUCAAGUGUGCUGAGCCCAUGCAGUUCAGCCAAGGCGAAUGAAAACAUUCAUGUGUAAAUAACCUAGCUCGCCUGUAUAUACAUGUGCAUUUCCCCCAGCAGGUGAUGUGAAGAACGUGUGUGUGUGUGUGUGUGUUUCAAGGAUGUGCCUGAAGUGUUAGUAGGUCUUCUCCUCAGACAGAGCCCUCCACAUUGUGCACUGGACACCUGGUUUGGGUGGGUGCAGAACCCUAUAUAUAUUUCAAUGCUGUCUAGAAUAUGUCUGUGCGAACGUGUGUGUGUGUGUGCCUGUAUGUAUAGAGGCUUUCUACAUAGUGUGUUUCUUCCUCUGUGUUUUAUACACACACAUUUAUCUUUUAAGGGUGGGUGCCCCAUCCAGGUUUGUUUAUUCAGAUAUUUUGCCUCUCCCGCACUUCCGAGAGCUGCUGACCAAUAUCUGGUGUGGCCACACACCACUCCAUCCACACUGUACAACUGGAGCUUCCUGCCCUGUCAGGUCUUAGAGCCCCUGUGCACACAUACCCAGUUGUUGAUCUUUCUCUGUGUCUUUGCCAGAGGCUAUGCCUGCACCGGUGAAGUGCUCACAUACGCCAUGGCUGAGCUGGCCUUGUGCAGGGGCAACUCCCAGGCACACACACAAACACUGGAGCAAGUGCCUGCUAACACGGCAUGGGGCCCAUACAAGGCCCUGCACCCAUUUGCAAAGAAUGCUGUCUAGAAGGGCCAUUUGUGUGAGAUGUUACUGAGGAGGCCAAUGUCUAGUGCUGCCCCAGACAGACUGGAAAUGUGCAUUCCUGCCUUCCACAUACUUACCUCAGAACCGAAAGAGGCCAGUUUGUCCCCACCACCCCAUUUGAUGCUCUGGGUUCUCCUCAGGGACCUUGGGCUUCGGGAACUGUUUGUUUCAGACAUACUAGAAUGGCAAGUGUGGCAGCAUCCACUCAGGUUGGGCUAAGUCCAGGGACCUGUGUCCUGGACACAUCCACUGGCCCAGGGUGAGGCUGAGGGUAGAGAACAGGCCUGGGUUUCUCAUGGUAAGGAAGGGCUAGCUCUUCCCUCAUUAUGUAGACAACACGUGCAUGGUGGCUCUGUGUGCUUGGUGGCAGGUGGGAGGUACAUGGGCAAAGGGCAGUGUUAGAAGCACUCCUCCGCCACUCCACGGCCCAGGAACAUAUGCAGGACUGAAACACACAAGCACAAGAAUGCACUGUGCCCUGGGGUUGUGAGUACAUGUCCGUGGGGUGGAGGAUGGAGGACUCAUGCAUGUGUGUGCAGAUCAUUUCCCAGGGUCCCACUUCAUGUGAAGCGUGUGAGGGAGAGAGAGAGAGAUGGUGCAGAUUGUGACUUCUGGAACACGAUACCCCUUCCCCACCACACCCCAGCUUAGAUAGCCAACCUCUUCCCUACCUGGCUAUUUGGGUCCUGCCUAUGUGAGGCCAGUAUAUGUAACCCCCCCGUGUGGGCUGAGGAGGGGAGCCUGCCUUUCUGUUCUCAGAAUGUCCUUCUGCAGGAUAGGAGGUUUGCCCCCGUGCCUGGCUAUAGCCCUUCUGCUCCCACCUCAGGCAUCCCUAGGGGUGUCAGAGCAGGCCCCAGCACCCCAAUCCCACCCUUUUUCCUCCCUGCUGCUCAGCCACGAUCACUCUUCAGCCCAGGUGUUUCCGGAAUUCCCACAGCCUUGGGGCCACAAGAAGGGUGGAGGCAUGGCUGGAGUGAUGAUAUUGCUUCCUUGUGUUACUGCAUCAGCCCUGUAGUUUCCCAUCUCCAGGCCUCAGUUGGACUGGAAGAUCCUCAAGGGUCUGCUAUGCCCCAGUGCCCCAGCUUCUACAAGUCCCACACAUUAUAUGAUGUGUUUGCUUGUUGGCUGCUGUGUCUGUAUGUGUCCUGGAGUGUUAUCUGGGGGCUGGUGUCUUCUGCAUGUUCUCAAGACAAAUGUGUGCUGCCCACCAUCAAUGUACCUACAACCAUCAAGCCCAUGUGUGCCCCAUGGGUGGUCCCAGGCCUGGCCAGGGCUCACUGCUUCCCCCCCUUCUCCCUAGCCCUGCCUCUUACGAAGCACACUGUAUGUCUAUUCCAUGUGCCUGUGGGUCGAUGCACACUCUUGCCAUGCCUUGAGCGUGUGUACAUGAUGUGUUUUAUGCAUUCACCCUUCCCCACCAGUCUGCCCCGCAGAAGAUGAGACACGUGGCCCCUGGCUCCGUUCUCCCCAACCCGUUCCCCUGCCUGCUGUGCAGCUGUGUGCAUUGGCGUGUGUUUCUGUGUCGCUGGUGUGUCACGUAAUGUAGGUGUGUUUGCUGACAUGACCCCCCACCCCUUCUGUUUCUUUGUUGGUUUCUAGAGCUCUUUCCCUCUCCCCUGGAAGGGGCCAGGACUCCUGGGGCCUGGCUGGGGGCCCAGAGCCAGGCCACCCUCUCUUGUUAGUCCUCAGAAUCCCAUUUCUCUCUCUUGGUGACCAAGUUGCAAACAGAUAAAACACAGGAAAAUUCUGCCCCCUCCCAGCCCUGCAUGUCCUGUCCCCGGAGCCCCCAACCCCCACCCCCGGGCCGAGUUGGGCCCUGUGGGAUGGGAGAAAUAGCAACCAAUCCAACAGCGGG
Molecule: messenger RNA, 4457 nt
Organism: Manis javanica (Malayan pangolin)
Lineage: Eukaryota; Metazoa; Chordata; Mammalia; Pholidota; Manidae
Gene: STX1B
Product: syntaxin 1B
Biological process (GO): intracellular protein transport; exocytic insertion of neurotransmitter receptor to postsynaptic membrane; synaptic vesicle fusion to presynaptic active zone membrane
Cellular component (GO): presynaptic active zone membrane; endomembrane system; plasma membrane
Molecular function (GO): SNAP receptor activity; SNARE binding
Source: RefSeq, a predicted model, not a curated record